Molecule: messenger RNA, 1466 nt
Organism: Myodes glareolus (Bank vole)
Lineage: Eukaryota; Metazoa; Chordata; Mammalia; Rodentia; Cricetidae
Gene: Ct47c1
Product: cancer/testis antigen family 47 member C1
Source: RefSeq, a predicted model, not a curated record
CCUCGCGGGUUGGCCUCCACCUUGUUCAGCCUCCUCUCGUCUUAUGUCCCAGCUACUUCCAUGGGACCACCACAGGUACCAUCAUAGAUUUUGUCCUUUCACCAACUGUCUCUUCCAAAGCCCCCUCUGCUUUAAGGCCCUGGUUAACUGUCUUUUGGGGCCAGCAACUUCCUGUUUGUCCUGUCAUCGUCGUCCGUAGUCAUCUAGCAUCGUCCUGGCCUUUACGGUUCGAGUAGCCAUUAUCAUCGUUAACCCAACUCAUUCAAGGCCUUGGUGAGGGAUCUGAUAGUGUCAUGUCUGCCACAGGGUAUCAAGAUCCAACCAGAGAGACCCGAGAUAACCCAGUAGCCCUUGAGGGAGAGUGGGUACAAGAAGCUGCAGGGGGCAGCGAGAUAGAUCACGAGUCCGGCCACGAUGGGGCCUCUGCUACACCUGCCCUUGAAGAAAUGGUGGCCGUUCAUCCUAGGGGGGUGGACAAUGUUGGGCCUGAAAGAAACCAGGAAGAAGCGGGUGAUAGGAGAGAGGGCAUGGAUGUUGAGGAAGACUCAGAUAUUGAACCUGUUGAGGAGGAGGGAGGAGAGGAGGAGAUGGAAAAUUUAAGAGAUCGAGAAGUGGUGGAUGCUCAUCGAUUCCCAAUGGCUGGCUUCCGAUUUAUGUUCCUGGAUGUGAUCCAUGCCAUUCUCAACCGUGUCUAUUACAACAACCAUGCCACGAUUAGGCGCCCCCGUGAAGACGACAGAGUGAUGGAAACACCUGGCCCUUCUGCAUCUGGCCACUCAAGUGAGGUCCAAGUACCAUCCGGGCCCAUUCCAUCAACAGUGAGGGCCGCGGAGUAUGAGGGCCAGGCCUCAUACUCUUCAGGCCUGGCCCGAGACCUGCCGGAGAUUAUCUCUACAUUUCCGGAGCUGGAGGAGCUUCUAGACAUCGAGGAAGAAGAUUAUUACCUGCCAGAGCCACGUCAUUGCAUGCAGGCACCAUCUGUUAGGGCAGCAGCCGAGGAGCAAGCAGGAGAAGAGAUGGCAGCAAAGGCGACAGAAGAAGAGCCAAAAAAGGAAGUGCUAGAGCAAGUCAUGACUUCAGAGGGUGCAUGCCAUUGUAGUGCCUGGAAUGACGAGUGCAACAUCUUUGAGGAGGAGGAAGGAAAAGGAGAAGAACAGAAGAACCAAGAAGCACAUGAUGAAGUUGGCCCAGAUCCAGCAGACUGCAGCACCGGAAAAUCCAGUUGAGUGCUCCAUAAAGCAUGCAGAAGCCAAGUGCCCAGGACGUUAAGAAGAAUAGGAAGAAAAGGAUGAAGAAGAAAGGCUUCUUGAAUGUAACCAGCAACGUUUCAUCACCAAUGUCUUUAAGUUCGUUAUCUGAUAGUGAUAGUUCUCCUUAUGAAUUUAACAUCGUUCUCUCAAGUUCCAAACGAAACAGUUUCGUGCGAUAAAAUAAAACCUAGGCAUGAUUUAGAAGCAGCACUGUAA